UUACAUUCAGUUGAAUCAGAUGCUAUCAAAAGGGCAGAACAAUGUGCGCCUUUAAUUCGGUCUAUAUGUGCAUCUUAUAUACGUAAUGGCCUGAGGACCGUCGACAAAUCAACUUACAAAGUGCAUCCUCUUUACGCCGAGCGCUUAAGAGCCAUUGCAGGAGAUAUUUCGGCGGAGGAUAUUCCAUUUGAAGAGCUUCAUGGAAAACUAGACGAGCUCAAGGAAAUAGUACCUGAAUUCGAACAUGAAAUUGGAAUGAUACGAAAUUUGGGCGAUAACUUCACAAAAACUCUGCCGGACCCAGGAAGUGCUGUCAAGCUUCUGUUCCGACCAGAAUGCUUACCAAGCUAUUUCAUGGAUUCAUUGACCACUAGACUUUUCUACAAGGCAGGCACCGAUGUUAUUGAAAGAGCUGUUAAAAAGGCACUGGAGAAGAAAGAAGUCGUGCGGGUUCUUGAGAUUGGAGGUCGUAUGGGAGGACUCGCUCAGUAUGUACUCGAGCCGUUAAAGAAGUAUGGAGAAGACAGACGACUUGAGUAUAUUUUUACAGACUUGAGUGUUACUUUCUUUAUGCACGCAGAAGGUACACUUGAAGAGUACCCAUUUGUCAAAUAUCAGCAACUUGACAUCGAAAAGGAUCUAGUUAGUCAGGGAUUCGUUCCAGGCACAGUUGAUUUUAUUGUCUGUAUGGACACCAUACAUUCUGUUGUUGAUGUCAAUAUC
Molecule: messenger RNA, 723 nt
Organism: Anneissia japonica
Lineage: Eukaryota; Metazoa; Echinodermata; Crinoidea; Comatulida; Comatulidae
Product: methyltransferase calH-like
Exons: 1
Source: RefSeq, a predicted model, not a curated record